GUCCAACCUCAACUUGCCCUCAGGGAAGACCACGAAUAUACAUCAACAGCUCAAAUACUACAUAAUCAGAGAGAGCGCUCUACACUACAAUGCCCAUGGUCCGCCAAUUAUUUACCGCCGCCUCCCCGGCGCGCCUCGCGUGUUCAAUCUCAACCGCAACCCUCAAAACCCAAACCACCAAACAACCAACAUGGCACCUCACCAAAAACUCCCCACUCUCCCUCCGCACUACGCGCCCCUUCUCCAGCACCCUCUCAACACCCUUCACAUCCACCGCGCUCAAAUACUCCUCUCCCUUCCGCCUCUCCUCCGACAAACCCGAGUCCUACCAGAACCCAAAUGACGAAUACUACAGUCCCUACAAGCCUAAGCGCCAAUGGCCGCCGGACAUGUCGAAACUCUCCCCCAAGCACCAGUUCCGACUAGAGCGGAAGUACCGGCGGCGCGCGGCGCUGAAAUAUGCCCGGCCUAAGUUUAUUAAGACUGUUACGCUGGCGCAGUGGGUUAUUAUUGGAUUUGUCGUGAUCUAUGCGGUUCUUUUCAUGAACUGGGAUACCAAGGAUACGCCAUUUGAUGGGAUCCGAGAGAGUGUCUUCUCUGGUGUCAAGGCUGUGUUCUCCAGCCCGCCGCCUCCUGGUCCAGUGAAAAGAGCAGACGAGAACAGCGGGAGUGGAUCUCAAAAGUAGUUCUCACGAGAACAUGAUCCGAUAUCCCCUGUAUAUGAUAGAUCCUGUGGGGCUGUACAAUACUCAUUUGGCAUAGAUACUGGCUUGAGAUGACGCACCUCAUUCAUUCCUCCAUACAUCUCUUUUCUAUACCAGCGACAUUACACUCGCUUCAAAUCAUACUGAAAUCAUUUAGAA
Penicillium subrubescens is the source of this 863-nucleotide messenger RNA. RefSeq lists its product as uncharacterized. Lineage: Eukaryota; Fungi; Ascomycota; Eurotiomycetes; Eurotiales; Aspergillaceae. The record is from RefSeq and is a predicted model, not a curated record. Bases 90 to 686 code for a protein of 198 amino acids. The transcript is spliced from 4 exons.